AUGACUGCUCCAAACUAAGUUUUCCACAACAAAUUCUCCUUUUUCUUUCUCUCUACUAUAAACUGAAAUUAUAACCUGCAAAAGAGGCUAAAUUAAGGGACGGAAACCCUAAUUUCACAAUGGCGAGACCUAAUCAAGAAGCAAUCGAGACUUUCAUCAGCAUCACUGGGGCAUCCGAAGCUGUUGCCAUUUCGGAACUUGAGCAAUCAUCAUAGGUUUUCUGAAGACAAUUGCUUGAGAUUGUUGGAAAAUGCUGCUUGUUAUCAAAUUAACUUCUUGUUGAGUUGCAAAAUCUUAGAGAGUAUGCUGGCAAUCUCAAUACAGCUGUAAAUGAACAUUUCAGCGAAGGAGAUAGUCUUAUGUUUCCUGCAAAAGGCCAACAUCAACCACAGUUCAUGUAGAUGACGCCAUGGAUAUAGAUAAUCAAGUUGAAGUUGUACCAAAUGAUCCAUUGGUUACACAUCCAAGGGAGGUGAGAGAGGCACUGAUAGAGGUUAAAAAUAGCAAUGAGCUAUCUGGUCCUUCUAGUAAUGCUCCUGCCAGUGAGGAUGUCUCACAAACCGUACAAGCUCAUGGCCCUAAUUCCCAUGAGACUGUUAUAAUUAAUGAAGUGGUUGAGGAUUCAACUGUGCAGCCAUUGAGGCCUAGUGCUCCUGCUUUUGACAAUUUGCCAGACUAUGGCAAUGACAUUGAAGAACAAAUGAUUCGAGCUGCCAUUGAGGCCUCCAAACAGGAUGUCGAGGAGUCCAGUGAUCCUGGGCCUUGGCAUAAUAUGUCUCAUUCAGAGGAUGCUAUACUUGAAGCAGCAGUUUCAAAUUCCUUGAAGACAGCAGAGCAAGAGAAGGCAUUGCUUGAGCAGGGUUCCUCAGCUGGAGCAUCAGAAGUAGAAGCUUCUAAACCAGCUGAGCAGCAUCUUGUAAACAUGACAGCCUCAAGUGGGAGGUUAAUGGAAGGAAGCUUUUCCAUUCAAGAUGAAGCUGAAAAUAGGAUUGAGCAGCGUCUAGUUAGGCACGGGUCUAGACAAAUAUCAUCUGGCUCAGGGGAAUCUGCAAACGAAGUUGGAGUUGAGGCCAGCCCCCCAUCAAGUCCUGGACAACAAGGCAUUGGGAGUCUCCCUUUGAGCAGUGGAAAUGCGUUCCCUUCUGAUGAGUGGGGAGGUAUCUCUUCCGUGGAACAUGAUGAGGCAGUCAUGCUUGAGGCUGCAAUGUUUGGUGGAAUACCUGAAAAUGGAUAUCGUUUUCCCUAUGCACCUCACCAGUUCAUUCGACCCGAGGGCUCCAAUCCCUGGCAUACCCCUCGUCCUCCAUCACCCACUUUGGCUUCUCAACGCCUGAUACGGGAACAGCAAGAUGAUGAGUAUAAUGCAGCAUUGCAAGCUGAUAGAGAAAAGGAGUUGAAGGCAAUUCAAGAAGCUGAGGCUUGCCGUUUAGAGGAGGAAGCCGCUAGAAAAGCUGCCCUUGAAGAAGAACAAAGAAAACAGGAAUGUGAGAGGCAAUUAGCUGCUAAAGAAGCUUCUUUGCCACGGGAGCCAUCAUCCAAUGAGGAAAAUGCUGUAAAUCUUCUAGUGCGAAUGCCUGAUGGCAGUCGUAGGGGCCGUUUAUUUCUUAAGUCUGACAGGCUGCAGUCUCUGUAUGACUUCAUAGAUAUUGGAAGAGGAGUCAAGCCUGGCACUUAUCGACUGGUGAGACCGUACCCGAGACGUGCUUUCGGCGAAGAGGAGAGCAGUUUGACACUGAAUGAACUCGGCUUAACAAACAAACAAGAAGCCCUAUUUCUGGAGUUGAUCUAAUAACAUCUUUAACUAUUUAUAUGAAUCUUAUAGAAAAACAACUAGGCAGGUUUAGUUUCAUUGAAAUUAUGGAGAUUUCUU
Hibiscus syriacus is the source of this 1870-nucleotide messenger RNA. Its product is annotated as plant UBX domain-containing protein 8-like. Bases 410 to 1789 code for a protein of 459 amino acids. Gene Ontology annotation, molecular function: ubiquitin binding. The record is from RefSeq and is a predicted model, not a curated record. NCBI's taxonomy places the organism in Eukaryota, Viridiplantae, Streptophyta, Magnoliopsida, Malvales, Malvaceae. The transcript is spliced from 12 exons.